UUAUUUAAAUUAACAAAUAUGUUCACAGAAUAAGCUUCCGUGGGUCCACCUCUUCAGGAAUGUUAAAAUGACUUGGAGCAUAAAUUGCUCUCCAAAAUCCCCAAAAUGAUCGACUCUUGUUUUGUACAAUGUAAAAAUUUUAAAACAACAUUUUUCAAUGAGUCGAAGUUUUCUUCAUAUACAGUCGAUUUGCCCUUUUGAAAGGUAGCCGCAAUUCGGAAAAUUGGAUAGUGGAACGCCAAUACAAUUGGACCUUUUGUAUCGUCUGGUAUAAUCACUACUCGUUGAGAGUGAAUUUUGAAAGAUGGUUGGCGAUUUGAAUCAGGAACAAACUGGGCUUCAGGUUUCAGGAAGUUAAGUAGUUGAAAUUUUGUUUAUUCACUGGAAUGUUUCCCACAAUGGAAAUGUCAAUGUUCACAUUGUGUACUUACUUAGGGUUUGAAAACCAGCAAAAGAACUAAUUAAUCGUUUUUAAACUUUUUACCGGUUGCCCUUUAAUGCAGAAUUUUAUUAUCGCCCUAAAGCGACCGUCUGUUACACUUUGACGAUGCAUUUCAUUGCACAGUUCUUUGUGUUUCAAGUGGCAAUUGUGGUUCAUUUUUGAAAUUUUAUUUCUAUUAACUCAAUGAGCAUAGUUAACUAUCUGAUGACGGGGGUUUUAGUGAAUUGUGUCUGCUUUGAAAGGAACUCAUCAUAUUUACGUAUAGUGGUAUAGUAGCUACUCUUAAUUAUAGUUCAAGGGCUUUCAAAAAAGUAUCUCCAUGCUAUAAAAAAAAAGAAAGCUACUUUGCGUAAUAAUACUGCCAGAGGAACCGAAAUUUUAAUCCCUUACAAGAAUUUCUGAGAUUAUUGUACUGAAACAGUUCAGCCAUAAGACAUAAAAGCUCAGUAGACCAGUUGGCGCAAUUCAUUUUGACGUGUAGUACGUCAGUACCUUGCUGUAAAUUCAAAAUGUUAUAAAAUCAUUUUUACGAUGUCAAUACCGCGUAGAACAAUCACCAAAACAGUUCGUCAAUAUGGCAACACCACCGAAACUACGAUCACGAGAAUCUCAUCAACGGACACACGACCUUCCACCUCAAGAAUACCGCAGACAAUGUCAAGACUUCCCGUACCCAGAGUUGCUAAUCAAACGAGCGCCAGCAGCGUUGCAACGAGUAAAACACCUGGAGGUAUGGCGACAAAACCUACACACCUACCGAAACCGAAGGCACCACCACCUCAACCUGCACCUCGGGUAAUACAGCCGUCAGGCCCGCGCCAAAGGGGACAGCCCGCCCCAUUGACGACCAUGAAAAAUCCUUUUGGCGGACAAGCCAGAAAAACGGCACCACCUCCUCCUAGACCGCCAACACAACGAGCUCCAGCUUUAAAUGUGUACCAAGUACCCCAAACCACUCGUGGCGCGGUCCCAAAGGUAUCAGUUAAAACAGUCAAAACCCAAAAGGUUGAGACUAUGGGCAAGGGAAAGAGAACUGUAACCAAAGUCACAAAGACCAUUAAACCGCGAGCGCCCGAUGCCGACGAAAAUGCGGACCAACCAUCUCCUCUUAAAACUCCACCAGCAGGUCCCAGCAAUGAUGAUCAGGAGGUGCCCGCAGACUUUUCCUUUGGAUUUCCUUCGCCGAGUGCGUCGAUUGAGAGAUUAGUGGAAAAGGAGCUGAUGAGGAAUGCAAGUAUGAGCCCAGGUGCUCCAGUUCGAGCCAAAGGUAGUAGGCGGACAGAUACAAGCGCGCCCGUGUUGCAAACACCAGAUGGAGAUGUUGAAAGUAGCAUUCAGAUCAGUUUAAAUAGGCAAGUUGAGAGAACUCCGGACGUUGAGUACAUUAAAAGGUACAUGGCGGGCGUGGAGGUUGACGAACAAGGUGCUGCUAAAAAAUAUGAAUAUAGCAUACAGGAUAUGGAACCUUCUAGUGGAAUAGGGCCGCGAUCGGAUGGGGUGGUGCCUUUGCGUGAAAUAAUAUCGGUUAAAAGCACUGUGGCGUUUGCUCCGGGUGUUAAAGUUAAGGAAAAUACGACCGUCUAUGAAAGCGUUGAGCCAGAUCCGGUCCAGAUAUCCCAGUUGGUUGAGGAGGAGGCCAUGGACGUUGAGAAGAUGCGCUUUGUACAGCCGCCCGAUUUGAAAGGGUCCAUGUCCAGCGUUUACGGUUUGAAGAAAAAAUUGCAGAAAAUGCAGUUGUCUCCCGAAGCCGUUCGUCAAUUGGAAACCUCGAUGGAGCGACAUCCUCCAAUUUCGGCCGAUGAACCACCGGCGGAAGUGCAACCAGAAUUAAUGGCAGCGAUUAUGCAUACGGAGGAGAAAGGAUUGAGUAUGGAAUCACCACCUGCCAAUGUGUGUAAUUUCCUAUUUCCUGACGCCAAGGAUGAUCUGACGAUUAAAGUCAAACCCGUGGCUCCCAGUCCAAUGCAAAAAGUCGUGGUACCAGAAGACGUGCCUUCUUCCGUGUUAACCGAAUCCGUUCCACCUGAAAUCGAGCAUUUAGCUACGCGCGCAAGAGAUUGCAAUGCUAGAUCGCCAACUGAUAAUAUAUACUCUACUCGCGUGCUACAAGGAAAGACGAGGCCGAAAAUUAACAACACUGCUAAGCGAGGACAAGCUGAAAGACGCGGAUAUCCUGUGUAUAUAAGCGAUGAAAAACCGCCGUGGGGCGUUGAAGAACUGCAACCGAUUAUGGACCUGGCAGGUGCCGCUCCGUCAAGUCAGGCGCAGCGGGUCGAUACUUUAAAUGUUUCUGAUAACGUUCCGCUAUUCUACCACAAUGAAGACGAGAACGUACUGGAAUACCAUUUAAUACCACAACCACCCAGAUUUACCUCGCACGUUCAACUUCGUGGAUCCCAAAAGCCAUCGUGGUUUCCAGGUUUUUGUAUUGCAUUGCCUGAUAAUAUUCGCGUGGUAACGACCCCAUGCGACGUUCUACCUGCAGCCUGGCAAGCGGUUCAACCUGACAUCUUUUCCGAUGAAAGCUUCUUGAUCGUUGGAUGAAAUUGAAAUAUUUAAGUAAACGAUGCGGAAAUAAAUGUGCGUUUUAUUGUCAACACAUUUCU
Photinus pyralis (common eastern firefly) is the source of this 3048-nucleotide messenger RNA. Its product is annotated as titin-like. The transcript has 12 exons. The coding region runs from base 974 to 2986 and encodes 670 amino acids. The record is from RefSeq and is a predicted model, not a curated record. Lineage: Eukaryota; Metazoa; Arthropoda; Insecta; Coleoptera; Lampyridae.